This is a messenger RNA of Stegostoma tigrinum, 3505 nucleotides long. RefSeq names its product organic cation/carnitine transporter 2-like. The transcript is spliced from 11 exons. NCBI's taxonomy places the organism in Eukaryota, Metazoa, Chordata, Chondrichthyes, Orectolobiformes, Stegostomatidae. Gene Ontology annotation, biological process: transmembrane transport. The record is from RefSeq and is a predicted model, not a curated record. Gene Ontology annotation, cellular component: membrane. The coding region runs from base 125 to 1879 and encodes 584 amino acids. Gene Ontology annotation, molecular function: transmembrane transporter activity.
GACAGGUUUUGAUUAAAACAUUAUUCAUUAACGUUGACUUUGCUUCUGCAGACUCUAAGAGCUUCUUCUUCGCAUGACUUAUUGGGAGUGACGGUUGUCCGGGAGGGUCACUUUUUUUGUGAGGAUGGACGUGCAAGAUUAUGAUGAAUUGACUGCCUUCCUAGGGUCGUGGGGUCCCUUCCAGAAAACAAUAUUCUUCUUGCUGAGUGUCAUCAUCAUCCCGAACGGUUACACUGGUCUGUGUAUGGUGUUCGUGGGAGACACCCCGCAGCACCACUGCCGCCUGCCCGACUCUCCAAAUAGCACCUUCGAAGAAAGUAAGCUUUCUAUGAACCUGAGUCUACGGAUCCCUAUUGAAGAAAGGGAUGGUGAGCAAGUGUACAGUAGGUGCACCAAGUUCAAAACUAUUGUAGGAGACCGCUCCAGUGACACAGCCCGGGAAAUAGAGCCAUGUAGUGACGGCUGGGUAUACAGUACAGACAGGUACAUCUCUACUAUUGUCAGUGAGUGGAAUCUUGUUUGUGAUGAUAACUGGAAAGGACCAUUCACAGUAUCAGUACUUUUCUUGGGCAUGCUGUGUGGAUCAUUCAUCUCUGGACAAAUUUCAGACAGGUACGGGCGAAAACUCAUUCUGUUUGUAUCCAUGACUGUGCACACUGCCUCCAGCCUUCUCCUCGUGACCUCUCAGAGCUGGGAGAUGUUUGCUACCUUGUUCUUCAUUGUUGGCCUUGCCCAAAUUGCACGGUACAUAGUGAUGUUCAUUUUGGGAAGUGAACUUCUUGGCAAAGCUGAAAGGAUAGCUUUUGGAACCGUUGGCGUCUGCCUCUUUUAUGCAGUAGGUUAUGUUGUUCUACCGAUUUUUGCCUAUUUUAUCCGGGACUGGCGGAUGUUAUUGAUCGCUUUAUCACUUCCACAAAUCCUUUAUAUCCCUCUUUGGUGGUUCAUACCAGAAUCUCCGAGAUGGCUGCUCUCUCAGGGUCGAGUGGAAGAGGCAAUAGUGAUUUUAAAAGCUGCUGCUAAAAGGAAUGGCAUUACGACAACAGCUGAGAUGUUUGAGAAUAUAGGAGAGCGAGAAUCAAUUCUGCCCGAUGAAAAUACACAUGCAGUCACUUACUUGGAUUUGGUUAGGACUGCCAAUAUCAGAAACAUCACCAUAUUUGCGGUCCUUGUGUGGAUGAUUUCCUCUGUGGGCUACUUUGGGUUAUCGUUCAAUACGCCCAAUAUGCACGGAGACCCCUACAUCAACUGCUUUAUCUCUGCAGCGACUGAAAUAGCAUCCUACGUGACAGCGUGGAUAUUGCUGCAUGUAUCACCUCGUCGGAUCUCCCUUGCUUGCAUUGUGGUGUGUAGUGGAGUUAUGCUGCUGUUGAUCCAGGUCAUACCUUCACGUCACUAUGUGGUUACCAUGGUAAUGGCAAUGGUUGGUAAAUUUGGAUAUGCAGCUGCAUUCUCUAUGGUUUAUGUUUUCUCAACUGAGCUGUACCCAACUGUGGUGAGGAAUAUGGGUGUUGCAGCUUGUUCCACGGCAGCCAUGAUUUCCACCAUAAUAUCCCCGUAUUUUGCUUACCUGGGGAUGCAUGAUAAAGUAUUGCCAUUCAUCUUAAUGGGAAGCCUAUCGAUAACGGCUGGAAUUUUCUGCUUGGUGCUGCCUGAAACAUACGGCCAACCUCUUCCGCAGACUAUUGAUCAAGUGCAACCAAUUCUCUGGUCGGAAGUCACAAGACACAAGGUUAUAAUCCAACAGGUUUAUUUGAAAUCACAAGGAGUGUGGCCCUUCAUCAGUUGUACAUCAUCAAGGGAAGAUAUUGCCACAGAGGCAGAAAAGGAUAAAAAUGCUGAAAACGAACAAACCGUGAACUGUCAAAUGGAAUCUAUCUGACUUUUGAUUUUGUAAAUUGCACGCCCUUCAGAAUUAUUGCUUGGGAGAAACAUCAAUAAAAUGGAAGGAUUUUAAUUGCCAAGCUCAGUAGCUCUGACACUGUUUGAGCUUUCGACCAGAUUUGUACAACUAAAUUAUUUGUGACAUUUCUCAAAUUUGUUCGGUUCUGCCUUUGUAGCUGAUGAAGUUUGCAAUUAUCUGGAACUCGUUUAGAAAGCCAGGACUAACACUUCAUGCACCAAAGAAUUUUCUCGAUAAUUUGGCUUAAUUAUGAGACUAUCAAGGUUUAGCUAUUUUAAAAUUCUCUUCUACUUUUUUCAAACUCCUCCACAGUUCUCCUUGCCUCGUCUUUAACCUCCACAGACUCUCCAGCUCUUCUGGACCUAGUCAAUUGUCUAUCACUAUCACCACUCAAUCAUUACCAUCUUUCACUUCAGCUCCCUUGAUCUGGGACUGUCUUCUCAAGUCACACUACCUCUCAUACCUCUUCUACCAACCCUAUUGGUGACUUGUUCUGGUCUCUCUCUAAUGGCUUGAUGUCACGUUUUCUUUGAUAAUGCAUCUGUGAUGCUGCCUGAGAUGUUCUGUUAUGUUAAUUGCUCUAUAUGGUUGUAAAUCAUGGUUGUUCUGGUCACCGUUACAUAAACCUUUCCUCACCAUAUCCUUUAAUUCCUUUUCUGUCCUGAAAUGCUUGAACCUGCUUUUGUGGUUCCCUUCGGUGGCACUCUGAAAGGUUAAAAUUGACUGCAGAUCCAGAUCCAAUAUCAGAAUACCAUUGAAGUCUCAGUAGCAAAUCUACCGCAUGUGGUAAAUUCUGGGUAAUGUAUGUAAGUAGGGAAAAUUAUCAGGAUUUGCCUGUUAUUGCUGCAAGUUAAAUGGCGCUGUAACAGUUCUAGUCUAGUUUCAUAUGUUCCAACUCCAUUAGAUAAACCAUCGCAAUUGCUGAUGAGUCUGCAAUGAUGCAAUGCUGGGAAGUUUUAUCAUUCACAUUAAAGCUGGAGAUUCAUUAUUUGAUACUUUCACACAACCCAAUCUAAAUGCUACUGUGUUACACCAUUAAAAAAGCUUUAACCUAUUACAACAAAACAUAACCUCCAAGUAUACACCAUGUGUUGAAGUUGUGAAGGUGCUUAUUAUACUGACAGUCAAACUAGCGGUGACAGUGCUCUGGGAUACUUCAGACUGGAGGCAGUGACCCACAGUGUGUCCCAAGGAUUGGUACUGGGUCCACUACUUUUUGUAAUUUAUAUGAACAAUUUGGAUGUGAAUAUAGGAGGAAUGGUUAGUAAGUUUGCAGAUGACACCAAACUUGGUGGUGUAGUGGACAGUGAAUAAGGUUAACUUGGACUACACCGGGACAUUGAUCAGAUGGGCCGAUGGUACAAGGAGUGACAGAUGGAGUUUAACUUAUGAAAAUGUGAGGUGUUACAUUUUGGAAAGGCAAAUCAGGACAAGACUUAAAUACUUAAUGGUACGAUCCUGGGGAGUUUUGCAGAACAAAGAGACUUUGGAGUGCAGGUUCAUAGUUCCUUGAAGGUGGAGUUGCAUAUAGAUAGGAUGGUGAAGAAAGCGUUUGAUAUGCUUCCUUUUAUUGGCCAGUGCAUUGAGUGUAGGAGUUGGCAUAUA